This is a messenger RNA of Scomber japonicus (chub mackerel), 688 nucleotides long. Its product is annotated as protein brawnin. NCBI's taxonomy places the organism in Eukaryota, Metazoa, Chordata, Actinopteri, Scombriformes, Scombridae. Gene Ontology annotation, cellular component: mitochondrion. Bases 137 to 367 code for a protein of 76 amino acids. The record is from RefSeq and is a predicted model, not a curated record. Gene Ontology annotation, biological process: mitochondrial respiratory chain complex III assembly. The transcript has 3 exons.
AAAACAGCGUGACCUGCUUGUCCCAAUGACACAUAUCUGAGUAUAAGAUGAUCAAAAUCAGCUUUACAGUGAGACUAUUUACCAACGUGUCAGUGAAAUAAACAAGGGUAGAGUCAGAGCUCAUCAGUGUGUGAAGAUGCCUGCUGGUGUGUCGUGGCCUCGGUACCUGAGGAUGUUCGGGGCCAGUAUACUGUCUAUGUUUGCUGGAGCGCAGCUUGUUCACCAAUAUUACUUACCUGAUCUGACUAUACCAGAUAUCCCUCCAAAGCCUGGCGAGCUCAGGACAGAACUACUGGGUGCCAAAAUCAGAAAAGAAGCAGCUGCAGCUGCCUUAGCGCAGCUAAAAGCAGAGCAAAAGCUGGACUGAUGAGGAUUUAUAAAUCAUCUGUGUGUUGGACACUCAAUCAGGCAGAUAAUGUCCCCAAUUUUUGCCAACAUGCUCGGGAAUAGAGUCAUCUCUGCGACAUCUCCUAAUGGAUUUUGUGUGUUUUUGAUGUUUUAUUUUAAAGGAAGUCACAGAAAAUGCUAAACUGUUGGCAUUUGGCUGCUUGGGAUCAGGAACUUGUCUGUUGUUAAUGUAUCUCUUAACCCUUUUUGAAUGUGUUGCAAUAUGUAAACCCAAGAAGAGGACACGUGUAACAUGAACACAAUAACUGUAAAAUAAUUAUAUUCUAUUAAAAAAAUUUAA